Paramisgurnus dabryanus is the source of this 1139-nucleotide messenger RNA. Its product is annotated as mannose-1-phosphate guanylyltransferase catalytic subunit beta. The record is from RefSeq and is a predicted model, not a curated record. NCBI's taxonomy places the organism in Eukaryota, Metazoa, Chordata, Actinopteri, Cypriniformes, Cobitidae. Gene Ontology annotation, biological process: biosynthetic process.
GUACGGUUUAACGAUUGAUGAUUGGCUCUUUUAACUGAAAGGCGGGACUUCCUUAUUUUCAGCGCCGUACCCGUACUGUACAAUUCAUAAUAAUAGUGAGACAUCUUGGUAAUAUCUAUAGUCUUUGCAAGAGAAAGCGAUUUUCUGGGUCCAACUAACAAAGUUUAGCAACCUUUGACCAAGAAAAGACACCACUCGAUUGUCACACGAAAUCUGAAAGCCAAACAACUUUUAGACUUUACCAGACCUAUUGAAAAUCACAUGUUGAUAAUUCCUCCUGUUAUAUUUUCUACUGACAAUGAAAGCUGUCAUUUUAGCUGCAGGUUAUGGAACCAGACUGCAAAGGGAUAUCGAGAAUGACACGACUGGGAAUUUCAAGCAACUGGAAGGAAUUGCCAAGCCACUGCUUCCUGUUGGUCCAUGCGCUCUUAUCUCACACUGGGUUCAGGCUUUGACAAAAACAGCAUGUGUGGACACAGUAUAUGUAGUUACAAAUGAUCUUUACCAUGAUGCAUUUCAACUGUGGGCCAAAGAAUUCCCCAAUGUUCAAGUUGUAACUGAUGGCACAACAAAAAAUGAGGACAGACUUGGGGCUGUUGCCUGUCUGCAGUUAGUGGUCAAGCUCUGUGCUGUGGACGAUCACUUGCUGGUUAUCGGAGGAGAUACUUUAUUUAAAGAGGAUUUCAGCAUUCAAAAAUUCACAGAGAGGUUCUUUGAAGUGCAACAUAAAGACAAAGAAAGCAAUUUAGUGCUGUCAUACCAAUGCAAAAAUGUGGAAACAUCCAAGUAUGGGAUUUUGGAACUGGAUGAAGACCUUAAAGUGCAAUGCAUGAAGGAAAAGCCUCUACCAAGUGAAACAAGUGCACGCAAUGCAUGCCCUUGUUUCUACCUGUUUUCAAAGACCUCACUUCCACUUCUAGACACCUUUCUCAAUGAGAAGAAGAACGCACCUAUUGAAGAACGGGAUGCACCGGGGAACUUCCUGUCAUGGCUUAUUUUAAGGAGGCCAGUGUAUGUUCAAAGGAUAUCUGGUCGAUUUGACGUGGGGAAUCUUGCAUCAUACAUUGAAUGUGACAAAUACUUUAAGGACCAACUUCAAAAUCCAACUGUUUAUUUAUUGUAGUCCAGACAAUUACAAU